CUCUUCCCCCCCCCCCCCUCCCACCUUUUCUUCAACACAUUAUAACCCCUCCUAUCGCGGUGCUUAACGCUCACCCGCCUUUCUUUUCGAGCGUUCCUUUUUUGUUUUCCCUUGUGGCUGGACACCCACUUUCGCCUUUACAUACCCGUGAUUCCCCCACAUAGGAAUGAUCAGACAUCCCAACGAACUUCUGUCGUCGACACGUUUAAGGAACCGGUGCGAGCUCACCCAGGGAACCAUACCACCGAACUCGACUAUUUUUGUUUGAGAAGGAUUCGACAGAUACACACACAUGGCUCCGUCAGCUCCCGGGACAGCCAGCAACUCGCCGGCUAAGAAGGCGUCAGCUCCAGAGAAGAAGUACAAGUGCCAAUUUUGCAAUCGCGCUUUCAGUCGCAGUGAACAUCGUAGCAGACAUGAACGGUCACACACAAAAGAACGCCCUUUCAAGUGCCUAAAAUGUCGGAGUACCUUCGUUCGUCGCGAUCUUUUGUUGCGCCAUGAUCGAACUGUACACGCCAAGGAUGGCGGAAUCCCUCUGGUCGCCGAGGGCCGCCGACGUGGUGGUGGUGUUCAGAAGUCCACAACUUCUGCCCCCUCCAAACCCUCAAUCACAAUUGACCCAGCGACUCUGGAGCAGAUUGAGGCAAGCAGUGAUGGUAUGGUGGACCUUGAAACUGCAGCCAUGUUGAUGACAGAUUUCCAACAUAAGGCUGCAGCAGCGGCGACUGGUCAGGUUUCCGAGCGCUCUGAAUCGCUGUCCCCCGGCCAAGGCUCUUUCGAGCCCUACCUUUCUGGCAACGCUACCCUGCCACAAAUGCCCUGGGACACUCUCGUUUCGCCCGCCGAUGCCGGCUCAAUGCCCACCCUCGUCGACCGUCACGGCCCCGUCGGAGAUGUGCUCCUGUCGAACUCUAUGCCCAUGUCUGGCAACUCGACCCCGAACGCGCUCUCCCCCUACCCCUCCAUGACCGGUCCCGUAAGCCCCGUAAACUACCGUCGGUCUCCCGGUCCUAGCCAAGCCUUGACUCUCCCCAGAGCUCCGCAAAUCGUGGAUGAGAUGGAACGCAACCUGGUGGUGGAGCGUGUUCAAAAUGCAGACAGCCUUGGCGGUCUCCCCGAGACCUUCCAGAUGCCAGGUCUUAUCGCAUUGAACCGGUACCUGUCUACCUACUUUAACCUGUACCACCCUCAUUUGCCCUUCCUGCACCAGCAAUCAUUCAACCCUACUACCGUGUCUGCACCGCUAUUGCUCGCAGUUCUCUCGAUCGGCGCGCUCUACACCUUCGAGCGCGAGCACGCUUUUAUGCUACACGUCGGCUCCAAGGUUUUGGUCAACCAGUUCCUGCAACACAAGGAUAACUUCGAUUCUCGCAAGUGCCCUCUUUGGUUGAUGCAGAGCACCCUGCUGAACAUGGUCUUUGAGAGCUGGAGUGGUGACCCUAAGGGUCUUGAAUGGACUUGCUCUAUCAAGAGUCUUCUCGCCAACAUGGUCGCCGGCAACCGGUACCAGCUCAAGGUGCGGACUGAUGCUCGCCAAGGUAUUCCGACCACACGUGAGGAUUGGAUUGAGGAUGAGUCGUGCCGUCGUACCUACUUCGCGGUGUACAUUUUCUUCGGCAUGUUGACUCUCACCUUCAACCACACCCCCGCGAUGAGCUUUGACGAGUUCGACAACCUCGAGCUCCCAUCCUCGGAGUCCCUCUGGAACCUGGACCCAUCCGACGAGGAGACCUGGCGCCGUAGCACUACCACCAGCACUCUCACCGUUCGUGAGGCUCACGAUUUCUUGUUCCAGGGCGAGCAGACUCGUUACAGUGCCUUCGCUACCCGUGUUCUGAUCAACGCUCUCUUCUUGCAGGUCUGGAAUCACAAGCGCAGCUUUGAGGCUUUGCAAGACGUGGUUACCGAGUACAAGCUUCGUCUGGCUCUCGAAACCUGGGAGAGCUCCCUCGAUGUGUGUGAGUCUGAGACCAUUGUUGUCCCGCUCAGCACUCCUCAGAAGGGUCAUCCUUUGAUCUUCAACUCGAUGGCCGUCUACCGCAAUACUCGCGCCCGCCUGGAAGUUGAUCUGAAGUCCAUCCAGGAGGCCAUGCGUUACCACUCCUCGUAUGAAGUGGCUGCUGCCAUGACUGUCGCUCGUGAGAAGGUCAAGCGCGGACAGGAGAUGAACAAGGUCGUUCAGCAAUGUUUCGAGUGCAUUGAGAUUGCCGCCAUCCAGGGUAUCAACUGGGUUGCCAAGACCUCCGCUACCAACUGGAGUGUCGAGCACCCCCUCUGUGGCCUGGAUUUGAUGGUCAUUCUCAGCCUCUGGCUCUACCGCCUGGAACAUGACGAAGAGCCAGCUACUGAGGCUGAGCUGGCUAUUUACAACAAGGUGCGCAACUUGUUUGAUGAUGAUGCCAUCGACGCUUUUGGUAAACUCAGCUCUACUGUGGCCCGUGUAUGGGGUAACAUCCUGGACGGCGUGGUUGUUUGGGGUAUCACAAAGUUGAUGGGCGAGUCAUUCAAGCUCCACUCUCAGGCUCUGGUCGGCUAUGAGGAUUCCUUGCGCGUUGGCAAGGACCAGCCGAUCCACGCAGUCCCUACCAAGUCGCUUGCUAGCGUUGGCACUGCGUACUAAUCUUUCUCUACUCUUCUUUGAUUUCUGCAUCUUUGAAAUCUUUUUAUGUUUUUUUUUUCGGGCUUUCUUACUCUCAUUUGUUGGACGCUUUAUGGGACAUGGGAAAACUCAGGAACGGGUACACCGGUGGGCAGGCGGGGUGUUUAUGGCUAUGGGAAUACGUCGCCGUCAUUCUGCAAUCUGCCUUUAGGUGUGAUUCCUGACUUUUCUACUACUUUGGGUUGCAUCUUUCCCCCUGAUCUAUCUUUGCACCAGGGAGUCCGGUGUGGUGUUUUCUGCUUUGGUCCCCUCUUCAACACCUGGCUGGUCCUGUGUGUUCUUUCGCACUCGAUGGAGUUUUUUGUUUUUCUCCUUAGCCCCUAAUCGUGCCCCCGUCCAUCUGCUUUUUUGAUCUCUUGAUACCUUUUGACUUUACGGUUUCUGA
Molecule: messenger RNA, 3047 nt
Organism: Penicillium longicatenatum
Lineage: Eukaryota; Fungi; Ascomycota; Eurotiomycetes; Eurotiales; Aspergillaceae
Product: C2H2-type zinc finger protein
Exons: 3
Coding region: 293-2623 (776 amino acids)
Biological process (GO): DNA-templated transcription; regulation of transcription by RNA polymerase II
Cellular component (GO): chromatin
Molecular function (GO): zinc ion binding; DNA-binding transcription factor activity, RNA polymerase II-specific; RNA polymerase II cis-regulatory region sequence-specific DNA binding
Source: RefSeq, a predicted model, not a curated record